Messenger RNA from Dermacentor andersoni, 844 nucleotides. Its product is annotated as tigger transposable element-derived protein 6-like. The record is from RefSeq and is a predicted model, not a curated record. Lineage: Eukaryota; Metazoa; Arthropoda; Arachnida; Ixodida; Ixodidae.
UCCAGCCCACUUAUAACAGCCGCAGAUAUAACGAACGCUCGCUUAGUACGAACGAGGGCGGUGCUACCGUCAAAAUAUAUAUUGGGGCAAUGGCACAGUGUCUCACAUAGAACGAACUGUUGUGGCCUCAACACUCGGUUAGAGCGAACGCGAAGCUGUCGGGCCCCUGUAGUUGACCGAGCCGGCGGUGUUUGGUGCGGUUUCGCUGGACUGCGAACCCGCGGCAGGCGAAUUUCGCGCACUUUGUGUUCCCCUGACACGACGCGAACACAGAGCGCACAAAGCGUCCCCCGGCGCUCCUUUGCGGGUAAAAUAAAUCAGCUUGCUUGCCGCCGUGGACAUGUUGAAAGCGGCGUGGAUGGAACUCACCGCGGAGUGCAUAGAAAAUUGCUUCCGCAAGGCGGGUUUUAUGGGCCCAGGCACCGAGGACGCCAUAGAUCACCCACCGGAAGGCCGGUCGCACGAGGACUUGUGGCAACGCGUCGUUGACACGCAGCUGGCCGGACCUGACGUUGCCUGGGACGAUUUCGUUUCUGCUGAUGACGACGCCGACAUUGCGGAGCCAUGCACUGACGAAGCUAUUGUGCGUGACGUGCUAGCCCUUCCUGACUGCCCAGAGACCGACGAGGACGAUGACGAGGAUGCUGCUCUACCGCCGGUUGCUUCAACCGCGAUCGGUUACAUCGCGUCGCUUAAGGAACUCGUGUGCAGCAGAGGCCUUGGCGAUGAACAUAUUACCGCGCUGGAAAAAUUAGAAACGGCAGUGAUGCGAUCAGCUUUGAAGAAGCAGACAUGCAUCACGGACUUUUUUCAAAAAUAAAGUGAACUUUCGUCUCGCUUGCUC